This is a messenger RNA of Symbiodinium sp. CCMP2456, 498 nucleotides long. Lineage: Eukaryota; Dinophyceae; Suessiales; Symbiodiniaceae. The record is from the annotation of a GenBank genome assembly.
AUGGCUCGGAAGCGGCAGAGGGAUGACGAAGCGGAACCGCCGUUGUCUUUGGAGGUGGAAGAGUGCGCGAACCUGACGCCGAAAUUGCACGAGUGGAGGUGGGCAGAUUCCGAUCAGUUCGACUCUCACCGACUGCGCGUGGUUCCAGAUGUGUCAAAACAUUCCAACAGCCAGCGCGAAAUUGAGAUCUUGUCCACUUGCGAGCAUCCUAACAUCAUCGGUCUUCUUGGCUGGUCUCUUCAGGGUAGUUGUUACUACCUUGUGCUGGAGCUCAUGCAGUAUGAUUUGGACAACAGGCUGAAAAGCCAUCUCUUUGGAUCAUGGUUCUUUCCAUGCAGUGAGCGUGUGGCGGCUUUGCGUGAUGUGGCUGCAGCUUUGAAGUUCCUGCCCGGUCACACACCUUGUGUCUACCACCGCGACGUGAAAUCUGCCAACGUUCUACUGAAGGACAGCUUGCUGGGGAGCAGUGAAGAUUACGAAACAUGGAAUAUAUCAUAA